Molecule: messenger RNA, 6395 nt
Organism: Alosa alosa (allis shad)
Lineage: Eukaryota; Metazoa; Chordata; Actinopteri; Clupeiformes; Clupeidae
Gene: dnajc6
Product: DnaJ (Hsp40) homolog, subfamily C, member 6
Biological process (GO): clathrin-dependent endocytosis; synaptic vesicle uncoating
Cellular component (GO): intracellular membrane-bounded organelle; postsynaptic density; cytoplasm
Molecular function (GO): clathrin binding
Source: RefSeq, a predicted model, not a curated record
CCCGUUAACUCAGUGGAGACUGGCUGUCUGCGAGUGCGUGAGUGUGUGUGUUCAGCGUAGUAGCCUAAAUGCGGCUCUGGAUGACAAACCUACCCUUUCGCUCGCUAGGAACAAGGGGACGCUGAAUAAUCAGGAUACCGUGGAUUAUUUCUGGGUCCGACAUCCUUCAACGGGACAUGUGCAUCUCCUCCAAAAUCUUCUAGCUCGCGUUUCCUUUAUUUCUAUGCGAUUUUCCUGUUGCUGUAUUCGCUGUGUCCAUGAGCCUGCUAAGUGGCUAUAAGAAAAAGACCAGUUACGAUGGAUAUGAAUCUUUGCAGUUGGUCGAAAGCAGCGGAGACUUCAAUAACGGGGGGAGAGGCGGCGGCCCAUUCGGCGGCAGCUUGACGGCGGUUACCCUCGGCUCCAAGGCAGGCCCAGCGCGACCGGACGACUACAGCACCAUGGACAGCUCAGAUAUGGAUGCCAACUAUGGGGGAGGGCUCCUAGACAUGGUUAAGGGUGGAGCUGGGAAGUUCUUCAGCAACUUCAAGGAUAACCUGAAGGAUACCAUCAAAGACACCUCCAGUAAAGUCAUGCAUCAGGUGGCCACGUACACCAAAGGGGAGCUGGACAUUGCUUACAUCACUUCACGAAUCAUAGUGAUGACGUAUCCUUCGUCCGCUGUGGAGAUGGGUUAUGCCAACCACGUGGAGGACAUGCGCUCCUUCCUGGACUCACGACAUGCUGACCACUACACUGUCUUCAACCUGUCACAGAGGAACUACCGCGGAGCCAAAUUCUCAAACAGGGUUUCUGAAUGCAACUGGCCUUCCAAACAAGCCCCUAGUCUCCACAACCUCUUUGCUGUCUGUAAGAACAUGCACAACUGGCUCAAACAGAACCCCAAGAAUGUGUGUGUCAUUACCUGCUCGGAUGGCAGAGCUCCAUCAGGUGUGCUGGUCUGUGCCAUGUUCUGUUUCUGCCACCUCUUCGCCAACCCCGUGCCCGCCAUGCAACUGCUCAGCGCCAAGAGACCCGGCUCAGGCCUGUGGCCUUCUCACAGAAGGUACAUUGGUUAUGUGUGCAGCAUGGUGUCUGAGAAGCCCAUCAUCCCCCACUUCAAGCCUCUGACCAUCAAAGCGGUGACGGUCAGUCCAGUGCCCUGCUUCAACAAGCAACGCAGUGGCUGCCGGCCCUUCUGUGACAUCCUCCUCGGAGAGACUAAGAUCUUCUCCACAGCGCAGGACUAUGAGAGGAUGAGAGAAUAUCGUGUCCAGGAGGCCAAAGUGGUGUUCAACCUGGGCGUGAGUGUCCAGGGUGAUGUGGUGGUGUCCGUCUAUCACAUGAGGUCCACCAUUGGAGGAAGACUGCAAGCGAAGGUGAGCAACACACAGAUAUUCCAGAUUCAGUUCCACACUGGGUUCAUCGCACCUGGGAUGACCGUUCUGAAAUUCAUGAAGCCUGAGCUGGACACGUGUGAGUCUCCAGACAAGUACCCGCAGCUCUUCCACGUGCUGGUGGACGUGGAGGUGGAGGGCACUGAGAAACAGAAGGACCUGACGCCGCCCUGGGAGCAGUUUCCCACCAGAGACCUGACCCCCACUGUCCUCUUCUCAUCGCAGCAGGAGCAUCAGCAGGCACUGGCCAUUGCAGACCCGAGUCAUGCUGGUGGUCCAGAUGGUCGGAGGGGUCCUCAUGAGGAGAGCGAGCCUUCGGAUGACGAGAUGCUGUCUCUGUCCAGCCAGCAGAGCAACGCUAGCAACGAGAGGCCCAGCGGCGCGCAGGCCACCCCUCCCAAGAGGCCUGACGCUCCCCCCACAGGGCCGCCCCCCCGCCCUGCCGAGGACGUGGACCUCCUGGGCCUGGAUGGUGAGGCGGGGGAGCCCCCUUGCUCGUCCCCACAGCCCCCCGCUGCCAACACCCAGGACCUGCUGGGGGACCUGUUUGGAGGGCCUCCAGUGACCCAGCCCACCAGCGCCCCGGCCUCCGCCCAGUCCACCCCCCGCCGGACUGUCCUCUCGCCCGGCGCCACGGCACAGCCGGCUGCCCCCUUUGUCCCAGGCUUUGGGUCGGGACCAGCGCCCCAGGCCAAGCCCCAGGACUUCAUGGGCGGGUUCCUGGGUCCAGGUAAUAUGGGGCAGCCUGACCCCUUCCUGCAUGCUGCACGGUCGCCAUCUCCUACAAUGCAGAACGCAGGCAUGGGUCGGAGUUCACCAGUGCCGCCCUCCACGCCCACCGUCAACGUCCAGCAGCAGAACGCCAUGGGGGGCUGGGACUGGAACAGGGCAGCGGGGCAAGGAGGAGGCUUUGGCAUGGGCAGUAAGUCUGCCACGACCAGCCCCACAGGCUCUGUCCACAGCACGCCCACCCACCAGGCCAAGCCCAACACUCUGGACCCCUUCGCUGACCUGGGCAAUCUGGGGUCAGGCCUAGGAGGUGGCUCAGGUUUCUCCAGUAAACCCACCACACCAACAGGCACUGGAGGUGGCUUACCACCCAUGGGCUCUCCUCAGCGGCCCUCUCCCCAGCACACGGGUGGAGGAGGCUGGCAGCAGCCCGGCUUCCCCUCCUGGCAGCCUGGAGGUGGGGGACAGUGGCAGGGGCAGCCCCCCUCCCAGCCCAAGCCACCCGGGCCAUCCAUGCCCCACACAUCGCCCCAGAACCGACCCAACUACAACGUCAGCUUCUCCAGCAUGGGCGGCACCCCGCCUGGAGGUUCCACCAAGCCACAGCCUAACAUGGGGACCAAACCGAAAGUGGCAACCGCCAACUUUGAUGACCUGCUGUCUGGCCAGGGCUUCUCUGGAGCGAAGGAGAAGAAGGGGCCAAGGACCAUCGCCGAGAUGAGGAAGGAGGAGAUGGCUAAAGAGAUGGAUCCCGAAAAGCUCAAGAUCCUAGAGUGGAUCGAGGGGAAGGAGCGGAAUAUCCGAGCCCUGCUGUCCACCAUGCAUACGGUGCUGUGGGAGGGGGAGACCCGCUGGAAGCCCGUGGGCAUGGCUGACCUUGUGACCCCGGAACAGGUGAAGAAGGUCUACCGGAAGGCCGUCCUGGUGGUCCAUCCUGACAAGGCUACUGGGCAACCCUAUGAACAAUAUGCCAAGAUGAUUUUUAUGGAACUGAAUGAUGCAUGGUCAGAGUUUGACAGCCAAGGACAGAAACCUCUGUACUGAGCUGCUGGAGGAGAAGACAUACAGUACACCUUCUGCCUCCAUGUGCAACACUGGAAUCAAUACUCCCCACUGAUCUCCCCCAGCCCCCAGGAUCAUUAAUGUGACCCCCACCCAGCCACUCUCCUCCCUCCCUCCAGCCCCUACACUCCGCCUUUGUCGUCUGCAGUCCCAUGGGGAAAACCAAGCUGCUCCGUGGAGGCUUCAGUCUGAUACCUGUCCACUCAUCUCAGUGUAGCCCAGCUGUCCAUGUACUUGGUGCAAACUCUGUCCACUCAUCUCAGUGUAGCCCAGCUGUCCAUGUACCUGGUGCAAACUCUGUCCACUCAUCUCAGUGUAGCCCAGCUGUCCAUGUACUUGGUGCAAACUCUGUCCACUCAUCUCAGUGUAGCCCAGCUGUCCAUGUACUUGGUGCAAACUCUGUCAAACAAGAACUCUUUUGUGUUUUUGUAAAACAUGCCGUUGUGAGGAACUCUCUUUAACAGGACACCAGAGAAGAGCACCGACCUGAACACGAGUGCACUCCGUCAUAUCAGGCCUGAACACGAGUGCACUCCGUCAUAUCAGGCCUGAACACGAGUGCACUCCAAGUCAUACCAGGCCUGAACACGAGUGCACUCCGUCAUUUCAGGCCUGAACACGAGUGCACUCCAAGUCAUAUCAGGCCUGAACACGAGUGCACUCCGUCAUUUCAGGCCUGAACACGAGUGCACUCCAAGUCAUAUCAGGCCUGAACACGAGUGCACUCCGUCAUUUCAGGCCUGAACACGAGUGCACUCCAAGUCAUAUCAGGCCUGAACACGAGUGCACUCCAAGUCAUAUCAGGCCAGGGCCUCAGCAUAUACACAGUUUAUAUAUACUGUAUGUGGUCGUUACUGGUAUAAAAACAUAUAUUAAAUACCUAAGUGAUAAAACAGAAAAUACUAAUGCAGUAUUUCUAACAAAUUCUGGAUGUUGUGGUUUUGGAAUGUGGAAAUUUGGGUUCACUAAUAGCUAAGGUCCUCUAAACAUUAACAAGAAUAUGACAAAAGUUUAAAAUGAUAUAUAUGUUAGAUAAGUAUUUGUGCAGGUGUGUAUGACAAAUAAUGUUAUCAAUGUUAAAAAAAAAAACCCACACUCAAACAGUGAUAGUAAAAAGGGAUUAUAUUGUACAUUUUGGUAAGGUACAAAAACAAAGAAAAUAAACAUUGUGAUAAAAAGGAGGCUCUGAAGAGAAUAGUUAAUUAUCUACUCAGCUUCAAGCCAGUAGAACUCAUCUAAUUCUUUUUUUUUGUUCAGUAGAAGUAAGAUUGGCCCACUAGAAGGCAUUCUACAGUGUACAGAGUGAAUGGAGCUCUCUCUGAUCCCUACUGUGCUACUGUAUUCUGUGCUCCAAACACAUCUAGGGUGACUAUAAGCAUGAGGUUGAGUAGAUAAUACUAGCUGUUUCAUUUCUGGGUGAAGUAUGUCUUCAAAAGAUCAGUACUUGUCUAGCACAGAUGAUGAUCAUUGCCAAGUUAUGAACAAAAGCCUAAUAGAAAAACGAAGCUUGCUGCAAGUUAUGGCAAGGGAGCAAUAUGUGUUAUGGCCUUCUGAUGAUCAAACACAACCUGUAUAUAUGUGUCCCUUUUUCUUAACACAAAAUAACUGAAAAAGCACAACAUGCUAUGUGAGUAAGUGGGUGGGAAACAGAAUUCUGAGUGAGUACAUGUCUGACUGCCUUGAAGUUCACAUACUGGUACAGUACUUUGUAUGUUUCAGAACAUCCCAUACAGUAAAUGUUUUUUUUUUUCUUUUAUUUUACCCAUAUCUGAAAACACAUCUGUGAGUUUGAAACGUAUUAUACUGUGGCAAUGAUCUUGUUUACACAAAAAAUUGUAGCACUGAAGAAUGUCUUAAAAGAGUGUGUAAAUGCAUAAUUACCAUUUACCUGUGACUAAUGAGUCAGUAUGGAGAUGCAGAUAUGACAAGAUGCAGUUGUUUACUUUAGUGGGUCAGUCAGUGUCCUAACUCAUGAUUGUGAUGUGCUUGUGUUUACUUUUUAUGUUUUUAAGUUAUUCAUGUGUCCUCUCAAACUGUCCAUGCAUGUGUAGCAAAGAGUACAUACUGUGCAUUAGAAAUUCUGCAUUGAAAAAGUUUAGUUCUAUUUUCUUUGUCCUGCUCUUUUCUUUCUUUCAAUCUGGUUUCUGUCACUGGGGAUUACUGUCUCUUUAUGGCACUAAAAUGAAGGACAUCAAGUGUGCUCCUGUAUGGUCAUAGUGAACAUCUGCACCUGUCUCUUAGCUUAUGAUGAGACAAUGGAUGGCAGUCACUGGACAAAUUUCACCAUAUAAAUAUCAACUUGGUGCAUUAUUCCAGUUUCUAAAUUUAAUUUGAAACAUGUUCAUAUGUCUUGAGUCAUCAUAUCAUAUCAUAUCAUAUGCGAUUUCAAAUUGAAAGAGCACCCUGAAGUGUCAUGGAGCCAGCCUUUCUUAUCGCAGGCUUGCCAUCAGCUCACUGGGAAGGAAGCUAUUUUACCCUCCAUGAGUUAAAAGUUUGCGCAAGAUAAUGGUGACUUGUCUCCCACUUGCUCAGAACUGUAUGGACUGAUUCUUGGAAAAAAGUUGAAAGACAAAAAAGUUACGACCAAACCUUCCAGUGUUUCUGCUUGGCCACGCAAGAUGGAGUGGAUUCUGUCUUCUUUUCUGGCUUUCUGUCUGCUACACUGGGGUGUUUGCUCUCACAGUCUCUGCUAACUCCCAUUGCCCCCCAAAACUGGUCACCUCGUCUGGGGGCAACACCCCUACUCCCUCCUCUGCCCCUGCCUGCCCUGUGGACUAGCCUGAGUUCAUGGACAUUACAACAAAAGACUUGGGCUCAUAAUAACGCUGCACUGUCUUAAGACUUGACUGAAUCGUUCCCUGAACACUCGUCCAUAAUAAUGACCCCUUCUCCCCCCUCCCCAACCCCCAUUACAGCAAUUCCCCACCUUCUAUGAGCUAAGCUGUCUAUCUGGUAUUUCUGGUCUUAAGGCUAUCAUAAUGUUUAAAUACAAGCUAACCUCUGUGUAGUGGAUGUGUGCUCUAGACAAGCGUUCUGUAUGUGAGAAAGUGGUAAGGUUUGGAUACAGCUUUGUGUAUUGCCUGUCUGCUGUACAAGCACUACUAAACCCGUGGAUUCUGUUCUCUGUGUUCCCCCUCUGGUUCUUCUUCCUUUGGCCUCCUGUACAUAUUGUAUGUUCAUGUGCAUCGCACAAAUAAACGAGAAGAGAGCGAAGAGAAGAAGAACUGA